Molecule: messenger RNA, 1104 nt
Organism: Staurois parvus
Lineage: Eukaryota; Metazoa; Chordata; Amphibia; Anura; Ranidae
Source: the annotation of a GenBank genome assembly
AUGCUGUUAAAGCCCAUACAGGAUUCGAUAGAACCUUCCAGACCUGGGAUGGAAAAUUACAGCAAUUACAAUAUUAACUGUUCCAUUGAUGACUCCUUUAAAUAUAACCUCUAUGGAGCAGUUUAUAGUGUGGUAUUUAUCUUGGGGUUAAUCACAAACUGCGCUUCCCUUUGCGUCUUCUGCUUCAGAAUGAAGAUGCACAAUGAAACUGCCAUUUAUAUGACCAAUCUUGCUGUGUCUGACCUACUGUUCGUAUUCACCCUCCCUUUUAAAAUAUUUUAUAACUUUAACCGCCACUGGCCCUUUGGGGACACUUUAUGUAAGAUAUCAGGCACAGCAUUUUUGACUAACAUUUAUGGAAGCAUGCUUUUCCUGACCUUUAUCAGUGUGGAUCGAUUUUUGGCCAUUGUCUACCCAUUUCGGUCUCGAACCAUUAGAACACGAAGGAAUUCUGCAAUAGUAUGUGCCGGAGUUUGGAUCCUAGUCCUCAGUGGAGGCAUCUCUGCUUCCCUUUUCUCCACCACCAAUAAGUCCACAACAAGCACCACUUGUUUUGAAGGCUUCUCCAAAAACAUAUGGAAAACCUAUUUGUCAAAGAUUACCAUUUUUAUAGAAGUUGUUGGGUUUCUUAUUCCCUUACUGCUGAACCUGACUUGCUCUUCAUUGGUUCUGAGGACGUUAAGAAAGCCUGCGACCUUGUGCCAGAUUGGAACCAACAAAGAAAAAGUUCUGAAGAUGAUUGUUGUCCAUAUUGCCAUUUUUGUUGUGUGUUUUGUCCCAUACAAUUCCAUCCUUUUUCUUUACGCUUUGGUUCGAUCACAGGCAAUAGAAAACUGUUCAGUUGAGAGAUUUGCAAGAACAAUGUACCCCAUAACUCUUUGCAUCGCAGCCACAAACUGUUGUUUUGACCCCUUUGUCUACUACUUCACUUCCAAAUCCUUUCAAAAAUCAUUUAACAUCAACCCCCUCAUAAAAAUGGAUACCUUGUUCAAGAUCGAUUCUUCGGCAAAGAUCGCUUUUCCAGCAAUGCAGGAGGACCUAACUGAACAGAUAAACAUUAACAAUGGAGGAGAGCUCAUUCCAGAAUCUAAUUUUAAGGACUAG